GCGCUCCAGCCGGGACCGGGCGGCUCCUCCCGUCCCCGCCCCCUGCGCGCCCGCCGGGGCCGCGGAGUGGAGCGCGUGGCCGCGCCGAGACCAGCGGAGCCGAGCCGGGGGCGCAGAGCGCGGGAGGCGGCGGCGGCGCGGAGCCCAGGUGGCGCUGCCGCCGGAUGGGAGUGCCCGGGCCCGCACACCAUGUCAUCAUGCGUCUCUAGCCAGCCCAGCAGCGACCGGGCCGCCCUCCAGGAUGAGCUGGGGGGCGGGGGCAGCAGCGGCAGCGAAGGCCAGAAGCCCUGUGAGGCCCUGCAGGGCCUCUCGUCCCUGAGCAUCCGCCUGGGCAUGGAGUCCUUCAUCGUGGUCACCGAGUGUGAGCCGGGCUGCGCGGUGGACCGCGGCCUGGCCCGGGACCGGCCCCUGGAGGCCGAUGGCCAAGAGGUACCCCUCCAUGCCUCCGCCUCCGGGUCCCAGGUCCGGCCCCAGCUCUGCGGUCGCAAGCUCUCUCUGCAGGAGCGGUCCCAGCUGGACGCGAAUGGACGCUGCGUCCACCCGGCCCUGUCCCACUCGCCCGUGGGCUCCCCGCAGUCGUCGCCGAGGCUGCCCCGGCGGCCCACGGUGGAGUCCCACCACGUCUCCAUCACUGGCAUGCAGGAUUGUGUACAGCUGAAUCAGUACACACUGAAGGAUGAAAUUGGAAAGGGCUCCUAUGGCGUGGUCAAGUUGGCCUACAAUGAAAAUGACAAUACCUAUUAUGCGAUGAAGGUGUUGUCGAAAAAGAAGCUGAUCCGACAGGCAGGCUUUCCACGUCGCCCGCCGCCCCGAGGCACCCGGCCAGCUCCGGGAGGCUGCAUCCAGCCUAGGGGCCCCAUUGAGCAGGUGUACCAGGAAAUCGCCAUCCUCAAGAAGCUGGACCACCCCAAUGUGGUAAAGCUGGUAGAGGUCCUGGAUGACCCCAACGAGGACCAUCUGUACAUGGUGUUUGAGCUGGUCAACCAAGGGCCUGUGAUGGAAGUGCCCACCCUUAAACCACUCUCUGAGGACCAGGCCCGUUUCUACUUCCAGGACCUGAUCAAAGGCAUAGAGUACCUACACUACCAGAAGAUCAUCCACCGGGACAUCAAACCUUCCAACCUGCUGGUGGGAGAAGAUGGCCACAUCAAGAUUGCCGACUUUGGCGUGAGCAACGAGUUCAAGGGCAGUGAUGCGCUUCUCUCUAACACCGUGGGCACACCUGCCUUCAUGGCGCCUGAGUCGCUCUCAGAGACCCGGAAGAUCUUCUCUGGGAAGGCUUUGGAUGUUUGGGCCAUGGGUGUGACGCUGUACUGCUUUGUGUUUGGCCAGUGCCCGUUCAUGGACGAGCGGAUCAUGUGUUUACACAGUAAGAUCAAGAGUCAGGCCCUGGAGUUUCCAGAUCAGCCUGACAUAGCUGAGGACUUGAAGGACCUGAUAACCCGCAUGUUGGACAAGAACCCAGAAUCAAGGAUUGUGGUGCCAGAAAUCAAGCUGCACCCCUGGGUCACGAGGCACGGGGCGGAGCCGUUGCCAUCGGAGGACGAGAACUGCACGCUGGUCGAGGUGACCGAAGAGGAGGUCGAGAAUUCGGUCAAACACAUUCCCAGCCUGGCGACCGUGAUCCUGGUGAAGACCAUGAUACGGAAACGCUCCUUUGGGAACCCGUUUGAGGGCAGCCGGCGGGAGGAGCGCUCAUUGUCAGCGCCUGGAAACCUGCUUACCAAAAAACCAACCAGGGAGUGUGAGCCCCUGUCUGAGCCCAAGGAAGCAAGGCAGCGAAGACAGCCUCCGGGGCCCCGACCCGCCCCCCGUGGGGGAGGAGGAAGUGCUCUUGUGAAAGGCGGUCCCCGCGCCGAGAGUUGGGGGGCCCCGGCCCCCGGCCCCCGCGCACGCAUGCAUCCUCUGCGGCCCGACGAGGCGAUGGAGUAGCUGCCCGGACGCGCGACCUCGCAUGCAGGCUGCACCCUGCGUUUCCAUAGCAGCAUGUCCUACGGAAACCCAGCACGUGUGUAGAGCCUUGACCGUCAUCUCUGGUGUUUUUUUUUUGUUUUUUUUUGUUUUUUUUUUUUUUCCCCUUCCUUUGUUGUUUUAAAGGGGACAAAAAAAAAAAGACUUGACUCCAUGACAUCGACCUUGGCCGCUGGCUGGCUGAACGGGCAGGUGUGAGGAGUUGCAGACCCAAAGCCACAUGCAUUUUGGGACAAUUGCUUUUUAAAACGUUUUUAUGCCAAAAAUCUUUCAUUGUGAACUCAGAACCAUGUCAGAUAUACCAAGUGAAUGUGUGGGGUUUGAAAAUCAUGAAAAACUGGCAGAAAACUCUGGCGGUGUGGGCUGAGACCACAGAGUUAGUUGCUGCGUUUAAAAGGGAGAGGAAGACGGGGUGUGAUUCCUCCUACAAACCCUGAAACCCCCGAACUCCAAGCCAGUUGGCACCUUCCAGGACUGUGGACUCACGGAGUCAGGGCAGGGCCAGCCCUUAGUAGCUGCAGGGAGCUUCGAUGCAACUUAUUUGUAAGAAGGACUUUAAAUUUUUUUAUGGGUGGAAUUGUAGUCAGGAAAAGGGAAAGGGCUUGAAGCUUAAUUGCUUCACAAAGGGGGAUUUUCCACCCCCAGAAGGGUAGUCUGUGCUUGUUUGGGGAGGGGGGAAAGGGUUCACCUAAAGGACUGAUGGUCACAGCAGGUUUCUGAAAUAGUUAACUGAGCUCUGGUAAAUCUCUUGUUAAAUUACAAAAACUUCAGGGUGAAAUCCUACACUUCCAUGUACAUUACAUGGCUUAAGAGUAAACAAAAUAUUUUCAAUUCUCUAACAAGACUGAACUCUAGAGUAGUUCAGGGGUCAUUUCGAGCUUCCAGGAUAUGUUCCCCGGCUUCAGGCAUGUUAGAUCCCAGUUAGAGCCUCUGCCUGUAUAUUAGCAGUUUAGCUUGUUGGUAACUUGUGUAUUCUAGAGACGCCAAGGUUCUGUUUUCUUAAAUACUAGCUGAUUGUUGUAGUCUGUGAAACAUUUAGUUUCUGGGGGGCCAGUUAUGAAAUACUUUGAUUCUCAUCCUGACAGGCAAAGUUCUAUUAGGAUCUACCCAAUCACUCUGGGGCACCCUUUUAGAGAAGAUUGUUGACACCCAGAGCAGUCCUCAGGGUCCACGAGGACCAGGGCUUGGCACAGGGAGUUCUGUUUUGUAGCCAGAAGUCCAGAGAGAAAAGGUUUACCUUUUUGACUUCCAACUAAUACUGGGAACUUUCAUUGCUAUUCAAGUGCAACUUUUUCCAGAGCCAGACACGGGUGAGUGUGAAGUUCAAGGGGGAGGAAAACUAGAAGGCCUUUGCCCUGAGAAAUUCCCAGUGCUUUGUGGACUCUGGCUUGGGGGAAAUAGCAUCAGUAACUGGGUCCAGAGGCCAUGCUUUUCUGUAGUUUCUGUCUGAUCAUUAUUGGUAGGAGGACUUCUUGGAGAGAGACAGUGAAGCAAGGCCUUCCUGCCCUUGCCUGGUUUAUUCACAGAACCUGAGUGUUACUGGCUUCCACAGAUCUUUGUAAGCUCUUGAGUGUCAUUUAUUUAGCCAGACUUUUCUUGAUAUCUUGCAAACAAUACAGAAUUAGGGAAUGCUGGUUUCUAAGAGCAAAGGACACCCAUCAGAUGAAGGGUUGUCUGGCCUGCUUACUUUCUUUUUUGUAACCUGGUACUUCCUCUCGCAUUCCUGCGCUUGUUUAUAUAUAUGGGCAACACCCCUUCUGGGAGCAGAUGGGGUCUGGUUAGUUUGCAGUAAGCACCUUGCGGUAGUUAAAGUCACCCUGUCCUAGGUCCCAGCCUGUCUGUGUGGACUGUGGCCUGGCCGAGUGGCUUGCCCAGGGAGGGCGGGCAGCAUGUGGAGCUUCUGCGUUCUAGAACUUCUGUGUUUAUACAGCUGCAUCAGGCAAGACUGUUUCUUCCACCAUGAAACUCCCCAUGUCGGAUUUCCUCCUAUGGGUAAUGCCGGCUGUUUAGGCGGGUGGGUGGGGGGGAGGCCCGUAUUCAUAACUUUUUUUUUUUUCCAAAGAAUCACCAAAGAAAGCUGUGGGAAGGAAUCACUACCCCCAGAAAGUAUAAGCAGAGGGCCGUACCAUAGAGUGUAGAGCUACCAUUCUCUCAGAGCACAAACAUUGAUUUUUCAGAAGCCGGCUCUGUCAGGAAAGGGGAGAAGCUGUCACGGGCAGCUUUUCUAGGUGAGCCAAAGGAUGCCCUAUCAGUUUCUUCCAUUGCUGGCUCAUCCGUGGGACCAAUUUGGUAUAAGCAACCUGGGCCCUUGUGCUAGUUCUUGCUCCUUCUUCCUCUGCCCUGCUCCACAGCCCCCGUCUCUUCCGCAGGCUUACCAGGGGCUCGCAGAAAGCCUUAGCUAGACCCUCAUUGGCUCUGGGGGCUGCAGAGGCUGGCUUCCCAGGGUCUGGCCUUUCCUGUGAGUUAGGGCUCCCAUCCUAAAAGCCCUUUUGGAACAAGGAGGCGAAUACCUGAGCAUUUGGACACACAGGCUCAACCUAUUCCUUUCACUCAUCUUCCAAAGGGGAGCUUUGCGUUGCUGGGCGAGGAAGAACCAUGACCUCCACUUGCUUCCAAGGUGCUAGGGAAUGUUUCCAGGUCGUCGGUUCCCAUCCUCUUCACAGCUUUAUGGGCCGAGUUCUGUGGGACUGCUGAGUUUUCUAUUCUGUGUUUGAUUUAAUGCCCGAUGCUUCUGUUUUAUUCCUGAUCCUUUCUACUAUGCAUUUUCCUUUUAUCAGGUGUACAAAGUUAAAUACUGUGUAUUUAUCACUUAAAAAGUACAUGAACUUAAGAGAAAAAUAAGCCUUUGGUGUUUUUUCCACAGAUGUUUAAGCUUCUCUGUAAACUUGAAAUAAACAGCAAAAUGGUGCAAA
Molecule: messenger RNA, 4883 nt
Organism: Prionailurus viverrinus (fishing cat)
Lineage: Eukaryota; Metazoa; Chordata; Mammalia; Carnivora; Felidae
Gene: CAMKK2
Product: calcium/calmodulin dependent protein kinase kinase 2
Exons: 17
Coding region: 190-1932 (580 amino acids)
Biological process (GO): activation of protein kinase activity; protein phosphorylation; CAMKK-AMPK signaling cascade
Molecular function (GO): protein kinase activity; ATP binding
Source: RefSeq, a predicted model, not a curated record